Messenger RNA from Caenorhabditis auriculariae, 6398 nucleotides. NCBI's taxonomy places the organism in Eukaryota, Metazoa, Nematoda, Chromadorea, Rhabditida, Rhabditidae. The record is from the annotation of a GenBank genome assembly.
AUGGACUAUUUGAGGGUGGCGCGGCCCGAGCCGAGGGCCAUCACUCCUCUCGACACGGCUUCUACCGUAUCCCUCGCCGGAACCAUCAAUGGCGGUGGUGGAACUAUCGAUGUGAGUAUGGGAACGAGAUUAUAUACAGGGAAGAUCAGAAUAGUUCGACAGAAUGAAAGGAAAAACUGGCAAUAAAUAAAUUGAAACCGAGCCUCUGAGUUCUGAGAUAUUCCAUUUUUACUCGUAGGGAACCUCGCGACAGUCGACGCCGUCGCCGAUCACCGUCGCCGUGCUGACGACGCCGCAGCCGCCCUCCUCGCAGCUUCCGACCCCCGCCCGACGUUCCAUAACCCCUGCCGCCGCGGCAGACACCACCAAUCCGUUCGGAGACGACCACGAUGACGUCGAGGAGACCUUCGAGAACAAAGUCUAUCCGGUAGGUUCAGAGGAAGCACUACUAGUCCAGGAGGAUCGAUUUGCAAAAAUACUGAGUUUUUGAAGUGAACGUCGCAGAUAUGGUCCGAACUUGUGUGGGAAGUGUUUCUAGGAAUAAGUAUAGUCUGUUCAGAUUUUGAAUGUCAAGUCUUCACUCAAGCUCCGCCCCUAAUGGUGCAAUAAACCAAUCAGAGAGCGAGCCAUCCACAGAGUGUUUUUGAAUGACGUCAUUGCACUUGACAUUCAAAAUCUGAACAGACUAUACUCUAAAACGGAAAGAAAAGUGCCAUAGGGUCCUGAGAAAAAACCCGUCGAAAAUGAGAGGAAAAGCUCAAAAAAUGAUUUUCUUCGGAUUUUGACUCUCUGAAACAUAUGGUUCACUAUAUAGUCUGUUCAGAUUUUAAAUGUCAAUUGCAAUGACGUCAUUCAAAAACGCUCUGUGGAUGGCUCGCUCUCUGAUUGGUUUAUCGCGCUGUUAGGGGCGGAGCUUGAGCGACGACUUGACAUUCAAAAUCUGAUAAGGAACACAAAAAAGAAGUGUUUUUUUCCUCAAAAAGCUGAGAGAAAACCAGUUUUUCAACUUUUCGUGUACAUUUUCGAAGGACUAUUCCAGAAAAAAACAAUCAAAUAAUCCAGAAAAAAGAAAAAAAAAUUAAGUUUUUUAUUUAGAUUUCCUUGAACAGGAAGAAUGCGCAGGAAAUGAAUUAGAAAUUGUAAAUUUUUCGAGAAACAGAGAAGUCAAAAAAAGCCUAGUAUAGUCUGCGUCUCUCUGUUCCCUCACCGGCGAGGUCAGAGAAACAUGGAAAUAGCACGGAAAGAUGAGAGAGACGUCGAGAGAUGAGGAGGGCGCAGAGAAGUCCUUCAAGUCGUUAAAAAUGUUAUUUUUUGAGGAGUAUGAGUAGGUUUCGAAGCGAAGAGAUGUUUACAGUCAUUUUUUCUUGAACUACUUGAAAAUUUUUCUUUUUUGGAGGAUUUUUUAAUGGUUCUAAAGCUAUUAGCGGACUCCAAAAACCGUCAGAACUUUGAAGAAAAUUCAGAAUUUCGGGUUUUGAGGACUAUGAAUAGAUUCGGUAGCAUAUAGCUGUCUACAGUCAUUUUUUCUUGAACUACCUGAAAAAUUUGCUUUUUGGAGAGUGUUUUUUGAAUGGACGAUUUGAAGAAAAUCUUCAUUUUUUCUCUGAUGUUUUUUUUCAAAAAAUGCUUUGAAAUCACAAUUUUUGUCGAAAAAAAAAAUUCGAAAUGAAAUUUUGAGCUUCUUAAUGGUUCUGAAGCUAUUAGAGGACUCCAAAAACCGUCUCAACUUCGAAAUUUUGGAUUUUUCCAGAAACUGAACGCAGAAUCACAAGAAGCGGCCAACAAGGCGAUUGAAGCCGCCAAGAGAGACGCUAAAAAGGUAUCAAUACACCUUUAAUAACUCUCUUAGAACCAGUAAAGUCUUCUAAAAAGAUAAUUCAGGAAAAAGACCCGACGAAUCCGUUCGACGACGACGAAGACGAGGAACAUCAUCAUGACAACGUCAAAAUCAGAGUGCCGGAAACGGCUCCGAAAGACGCCCUCCAAGGGGUCACUAAAGAGCCGAGAAAAGUGCGAAAACCAUCGGGAUGACGUCAUAAUGUCCGAGUUUUACAGAUCGUCUACAAAGUCCGUACGACACACGAAUACAAGGCGAUCGACGUCGACGAACUGACUUUCGGGCCGGGAAUUGACAUCAACGUGAGAUUACUGUUUUUGGGUGGAAAUUUAAAAAAAAAAAGGAAAAGGCUGUUGAUGUUUCUCUAGCUUUUUUUUUACGAGUAGGGCAUUUUGAAUGGGUUUUGGUCGCAUUUGGAAUGGCUCAACGCGUUGCGGCCGCGCUGCGGUUGGAGCAGGAAUUUUAAAGAUUCUCGAAAAAAAGGCGGAAUAAAAUGAAUAAAUUCAAAAAAAUAGGUCAAAAAAAUAAAAAAACAUUCAAAAAUUAUUUUUUUGCGUUCUUCACAAUUUUAGCCUUCCUGGAGUUAUUGAACUUGAAAGGAGCUUUUUUUCUGGUGAAAAUUCAUUUCUAACCAUUUUUUUCUAAUUUUUUUACACUAUCUCUUUGAAAAAGUCUAUUGUGAAUGAGAAAAAUUUAAUUUUAAGGAAAAAAUUAAACUGAGGCUUAAAAAAAAUGUUUCAUCCGCAAUUGUACAUUUUAAAUGGAAAGAAGCAACUUUUUUUCAAAUUAAAAAAUUCAGACGUUUUUUUCCAAUCCUUGUUUUCUGCAACUACAAAUUUCUUAUCUUGAAAAAAAUAUUUCAGACGUUUUUUUAUAGGCAUUUCCUUUCAAAUUACCCAUUUUCUAUCCUCUAAACAUCUUCUUUCAGGUCCUGGAAGCAAAAGACCACGAUCAACUAGAUGAAGGUUGGCGACUCGGCGAAUUGGCCAACGGAAAACGCGGUGUUUUCCCCGAGAAUUUCACCAGAAAACUAGAAUGAUCCUCCUUUUCGAUUUCCCAAGAAAAUUCGCCAAAAAAAGCUUUGAGAAAAAUUAGCCGCGAAAAAUCAUCAAAAACGAGCUUUCGCGCUCCAUGGAUAAUUUUUUCGCUUUUUUGGUUUUCCACAUAAAACAUUUGGAAAGUCGGAUUUAUCAUUGGAGCGCAAUAUUACACAUUUUCGCGACUAUAUUUUCAUACCCUUUUCAUUUUUCGUAUUAAUCAUACUUUUUUUUGAUGUCCUAAGAAAAUUCCUGAAAAAAGCUUUGAGAAAAAUCAGCCGCGAAAAAUCAUCAAAAAAUGAGCUUUCGCGCUCUAUGGAUAAUAUUGUUUAAAAAAAGAGUUCUUCCAGUUAAAAAUUUUGAAAAUUGAAAGAUUUAUCAUUGGAGCGCGAAGUUACACGUUUUCGCGGCUAUUUUUUCAUACCCCUUUUUUUCGACCUUAUCAUUUUUUUUUCAGUUAUUACUCAAUGUAGUAUAUUUCUCAACAGAGUUUUCUUGCAUUUUAGGCUUAAUUUUAAUCAUUGAUAGUAUUUCUUUCCGCUCGAAUCACUAGUAUUUCAUGUCCCCUCAGUUCAUUUUUUCCUCUUGUGAUGUGCUUUUUUUUGAACCUUUUUUAAUUAUAUAUCUGAUUGUGCCUUUGUUCCUUCAUGCUUUUACUUCGAUUGGAAAAUUUUGGUCGCAUUUGGAAUGGCUUAACUCGUCGCUGAGUGUGUUGAAACGGACGAAAAACGACUUUCGCGACGCCAAAAUUCAACUGAAGCCGCAGCGCGACCGCGACGCGUUGAUCCAUUCCAAAUGCGACCAGAUUUGAGCGAAAAUUUUGUCUUUGUUAAUAUUAAUUAUCUCAUCGGCAAUACAAUUACGCACCGCUUACAUGUAUAUUUCCUUUUUUUUUUUGAGAGAGAAAAAUUAUUUUAUAUCAUUUUUAAUAAUCAGAAUGAAUUUGAGAGAUAAAAAAAGAUAAAGAUGUUAUUUUUAUUGAUUGAUUUUUCGAAAAAUCGCAAGAAAGAUUAUUCAACGUUAAAAGUAGACAGAAAAAAAACGUUUCCCUCCCUAAUUUCGUCUAAUUAUCGAUUUUUCUUCAGUUUGCUGUUUCAAAAAAACAUAUAUAAAACAGAAAAAAACUUUUUAAAAGAUUAGAGAGUGUAGAAAAGUUGAGACCCCAGACACAGAAAAAAAUAAAGAGAUUUCUCUGCGUCUCCACUUUUUCCAACACUCUCUCACUUUUCUCAAAUUUUCUCAUUUUCUUUGAAAAAAGAAACAGAAAAAGUGUGAAAUCACGCUUUUCGAAACCAUGGCGACUAUUCAAAAAGCUCAUUGUUUGGCGCCUUUUUUUCGAGGAAAUCUUUGAAUUUUUCAAGUUUUUUUCUUCAGUUUCCUGUGUUGUAGCUCUUCUUUUUCUCUUCAUUCUCUAUUUUAAUUUAUUUUUUUAUUAAGGUAAUAAUUUGCAUCAAAAAAAUGGCGAGCGCUGAAGGAAUUCGAAAGCGAAAAAGACUCCUUGUCGGUGAGUUUUUUUGAUUCUUUUUCUAGGUUUUUUUAUUUUUUUGAAAAACUUUUUUUUACUCUUAAAGGUAUUUCAGACUUAUCUUCUCAAAAUCACACAGUUCUGAGAAAAAUAAAAAUACUUCUGACGAAAUUAUGAAAAUUGAUAAUGCGCUCUACUGCUAAUUUCAAAAUUUUUUUGGAGAAAUUUCGAUAAAUCCAUUCUGAAAUAAUUAUUUUAUAGUCCAUGGAAUUGAUAUCAGAAGAACGCUUGGAAAAUAAUAAUUAGGGAGGCGGAAAGCCCAGGAAAAAAUAGCAAAAAUAAAACGACCUCGGAGGGGAUCGAACUUUGGUUGUGAGUUUAUCAAACUAGCUUGCUACUCACUGCGCUAUCAGUUAAGCUUAAAAACUGCAGAAAUUAUGCAAAAACCGCAAAAUAUUUGAAGAAAAAGGGAUACAGGGUUAAAAAAUAAUUUUCUUUUAUGAGAAACUUUGAAGUGGUCCCUAUAGGGACCCUAAGAGCCACCUUUAUAGGUGCCCCUACGUCCUGCUUAUAGGGAAGCUUUACGGGUUUGGUGAAUCGCUCAGAUAGCGCUAUAGGGGCCACUUGAAUUUUGAACCCUUUAGGGACCGUAAAUUUACCCCUAUAGUGGUCCCUCAGAGAGCAUUAUAAGCGUUACUAUGAACUUGAAUCCUCUAGGGACCGUUAAACUGCCCCUAUAGUGGUCCUUAUGACGGCAAAACCCUAUAGGGUUCACUACGAAAUUCCCGAUAAGGAAAAAAUGGCAUAAAUCGUUCACCGCGACUUCGAACCUUCUGCUUGGUUGCGUCUCUGUGUUUCCUGGUCAGAGAGACGUGAAAACAGCAUUUAACCAUGAGAGGGCGCAGAGAAAUCUUUGAAAAAAACUGACUUUUAGGACGAAUUUGAUUCGGAGACGGACGACGAGGAGAUGAAGGACAUCGUGACGGACGUCGAGAAGGAUAAGAUGAACGCGGAGAACGCCGCUCCGGACACUCGUUGGGGGUACUGUAGGGUCAUACUGUAGACUGGAACUAAUCGAUACCGUAACCUAUAGAAGGGUCAAAUUGGCGAUGCGCGACUGGGGCGAGACGGCCUCCUUCCACGGUGUUCCUCACAUCGCGCAGGCCAACACGGUUUGAAAAUUUUAGCGGAUAAUUUACCAUUUCAGAAAGUCCCCCCUCAAUAGUGUAUAAAAUAACCCCCCACAGCCAACACGGUUUGAAGUUCUGAGGGGAUCUGUUCAGAAACCCCCUCACCCCCCGGUUUGGAGAAAAAAACAGCCUCUAAAGGAGACGAAAUAGGGCUCCCUCUAGGGAUGAAAUUUAGGUUGUCCCUACAGGGGUUUGAAUCCGACAAAAUCAGCUUUUCCCCCCUAGAGUGGCCACUUGUGCAAGCUUCAGUGCCCCUAGAGGGAAACCUUCAGAACCGCCAAGGCUGCCCCUCUAGGGACCACUCAGGCGUUUCUUCAUCUUUUUCCAGUUGAUCGCCUUCAUCGUCUGGACGAUCGUCGUCGCGAUCGCCGUCGUCGCAUUUUUCCUUCUCAUCACAAUAACCGUUAUCCAAUACUUUUCCUUUGAAAAAGUGGUCGAAGUCAAGGUGAGGCCAUGCGUUGCGGUCGCGUCGCGGUCGGGACCUUUUUAAACUUAAAAAUUUCAAAUAUUCAGUUUUUUGUUGAAGUCAGAUCAACCAAAACGGUUAGCUCAGAAAAAUCGGGUCAAAUGCGCUCCAAAGAUAAUCGAAAUUCGAACUGAACAACAUGUCAUUUUUCACAGUAGAAACUUGAGAAAAAUCGUAUUGAUUGAACUUUUUCAAAAUAUUCCCUUUUUUUCUAAGGUAUUUGUAACUGUAAUCUAAUAUUCAAGACAUCAUUUUUUUCUCCGCAAAAGCCGCGACGCGACCGCUUCGCAUGACUCAUUCCCAUUUCCAGCUGGGACUCGGAAAAUCGGCAUUUCCAUCGAUCACCUUCUGCAAUAUCAAUCCGUACAAGCUGAGCAAAAAUGCAGACCGUUCCGGAACUUGA